Molecule: messenger RNA, 1461 nt
Organism: Daucus carota subsp. sativus
Lineage: Eukaryota; Viridiplantae; Streptophyta; Magnoliopsida; Apiales; Apiaceae
Product: 2-oxoglutarate and iron-dependent oxygenase domain-containing protein CP2
Exons: 9
Coding region: 96-1265 (389 amino acids)
Molecular function (GO): iron ion binding; oxidoreductase activity, acting on paired donors, with incorporation or reduction of molecular oxygen; L-ascorbic acid binding
Source: RefSeq, a predicted model, not a curated record
AAUGAAUAAAGUAAAUAAUGAAUAAAGUAUAGCAACAGCACUCUGAAACUUCUGCAAACCCUAAUUCUCAAUUUCACUGCUUUCCCUCCGUUACCAUGUCUAACGGAGCAGUGGAUCCGAGGAAAGACAAUCACUCACCCAUGGCUCCCGACGCGUCUGCUGCAAGUAACAGCCACGGAAACGGCGUCGUUCCGUCGAGCGCGCCUUCUCAUCUCCGUCUUCGCCUGAACCCUAACACGGAGCACAAUCCAGAUCGAUACGAUGGCAUCGAAAUGGAGUUUAAUCCCCUCCUUUACAGCUCUCUCGAGCGUUAUUUGCCGUCCACUAUGCUCGGUGCCAAUCGGAGUACCAAGGCUUAUUAUAUGCGCCAGCUUCUCCUGCGUUACGCGCCGGACGGUGAACGCAGUCGUGUCAAAAAGAACAAGGAAUACAAGGACAAAAUUAUGUCCAACUAUCAGCCUAUGCAUCGGGAGCUUUAUCACAUGAAUCCCGCAGCCUUCUUUGUAUCUUCUUUUACCAAGGCCAUCAGUGAGAACACAGAGGAGGCUUUUCGAAGUAUCAUAUCAGAACCGUCUCCAGGGGUUUUAACAUUUGAAAUGCUGCAGCCACGUUUCUGUGAAAUGCUGCUAGAUGAGGUGGAACACUUUGAGCGUUGGGUACGGGAUACAAAAUUCAGAAUUAUGCGACCAAACACAAUGAAUGCAUAUGGUGCUGUUCUUGAUGACUUUGGCCUGGAAACAAUGCUUGACAAGUUGAUGGAAGAUUUUAUACGUCCCAUGUCUAAAAUUUUCUUUCCUGAAGUUGGUGGAGCCACACUCGAUUCACAUCAUGGCUUUGUCGUUGAGUAUGGGACAGAUAGAGAUGCGGAUCUUGGCUUUCAUGUGGAUGACUCUGAAGUAACUCUGAAUGUCUGCUUGGGCGAGCAAUUUUCUGGUGGUGAGCUGUUCUUCCGUGGUGUGCGAUGUGAUAAGCAUGUAAAUGUGGAAAGUAAGCCAGAGGAAAUUUUUGAUUACUCACAUGUCCCUGGGCGUGCUGUUAUUCAUCGUGGUCGUCAUCGCCAUGGUGCUAGAUCAACCACAUCUGGGCACAGAGUAAAUAUGCUUGUAUGGUGCAGAAGCUCUGUCUUUAGAGAGAUGAAGAAGUACGAAAGGCACGCACCAAGUUGGUGCGCUGAGUGCCAAAGAGAAAAGAAAGAAAGGCAGCGUCUAUCAAUUGCUGCCAUCAAUCUGGAACUACAGAAAAGAGUAGGAGGGGCUGCUUCUUGAAAGGCUAGACUGCUUUUUCCGCAUAGGAAAAUAAAAACUUGAUAUAGCAGACUUCGUAUAUGGACAUACCAUUGUCUGGGUUCAAAUCCUCAACACCCCCACCCCCCUUAAAUUCUAAACCUAAAAAAACGUAUGUAAAACUAACAAAAAAGAAGGUUACAUGCAUAUUUUUUGAUUAUUUUAUUAUUAUAUGCCA